Messenger RNA from Miscanthus lutarioriparius, 246 nucleotides. The record is from the annotation of a GenBank genome assembly. Lineage: Eukaryota; Viridiplantae; Streptophyta; Magnoliopsida; Poales; Poaceae.
AUGGCGCUGUCUCGCCGCAUGGCCGCCGCUCCCGUCCUCGUCCUUCUUCUCCUCCUCGUCGCCACAGAGCUGGGGACGACGCCGGUGGCGGAGGCGAGGCACUGCCUGUCGCAGAGCCACCGGUUCAAAGGCCUGUGCGUGAGCAGCAGCAACUGCGCCAACGUCUGCCAGACCGAGAACUUCCCCGGCGGCGAGUGCAAGGCGGAGGGCGCCACGCGCAAGUGCUUCUGCAAGAAGAUCUGCUAG